AUGCUCGUGCUCGGCUCUCUUAUUGCCAUGGCCUGCGUUGCUUCUCUACACAUGUCCUCGCAUGGAGCAUUCGCUGACGAUGCAGCUACAGCAGAGUCGGCCUAUAUCAAUGAGUUGGAUGGCCCCAGCAGAAUCGCAAGAGGCGCAAUGGCAUCUCUCUACGAGCUACAAGUAUACGUGUGCCAUGAGACACCAACAGGCGACAGGCCUCUAUACAUGCAUGCCACCACCGGUGGGGAAUAUUGCUCGACUCCCAUCACCGCAGGCGCGCAGUGGACGGGGAGGACGGCUAUCAAGGGCACACGCGAGCACACGGGCGGUGAAGCUGAAAAAUCGGCGUGA
Trichoderma aggressivum f. europaeum is the source of this 342-nucleotide messenger RNA. RefSeq lists its product as uncharacterized. NCBI's taxonomy places the organism in Eukaryota, Fungi, Ascomycota, Sordariomycetes, Hypocreales, Hypocreaceae. The record is from RefSeq and is a predicted model, not a curated record. The transcript is spliced from 2 exons. The coding region runs from base 1 to 342 and encodes 113 amino acids.